This is a messenger RNA of Aspergillus pseudotamarii, 4776 nucleotides long. Its product is annotated as FG-nucleoporin NUP159. The transcript is spliced from 3 exons. Gene Ontology annotation, biological process: protein import into nucleus; RNA export from nucleus. Gene Ontology annotation, molecular function: protein binding; structural constituent of nuclear pore. NCBI's taxonomy places the organism in Eukaryota, Fungi, Ascomycota, Eurotiomycetes, Eurotiales, Aspergillaceae. Gene Ontology annotation, cellular component: nuclear pore. Bases 99 to 4463 code for a protein of 1454 amino acids. The record is from RefSeq and is a predicted model, not a curated record.
CUUUACCACAGAGCCCUCCUUCUCCCCAUGCUCCAAAGAGCAGGGUAUCACUAGGCGACCGUCCCCGUUCAAUAUCAGCCGACUUCGACAGACUAAGAAUGGCUUUCAGCUUCGGGGCGUCUAACCCCGCUGGCGGCAAUAUUCCAGCGGAACUAGGACCUGAGCUCCCAGAUGUCUAUGCUGAGGAAGUCGGAUUCAAAGGUGUCUCGAGCGACAGCAACGUCCGAUUACUUUCUACGGCUUGGCCUGACGAUGCCCUUCCGGCUCCAUCAUCCUCGCUUCUAGCUGUUGCGCCCACGAAAGGCAUCGUCGUUGGUGCAGGCCCGGACUCAUUGGCAAUUGCCUCCUCCGACGCAGUCAGGAAAGCUAUUUCCGCUGUCACCGAAGACAAGGCCAAAACAAAACCCUUCCAACCACAAGCAACGAUACCCCUUCCCGCACGUCCCACGCAUGUAGCCUUCACUUCAGGCGAUGACGCCCUAGUACUAGCCACAGAGAACAGCUCUCAGCUUCUGGUCUACGAAACUACGAGUCUGUCAACGGGCAAUGCGCAGCCGGCCUUAUCUAUACCAACGAAUGGAGCCACUUUUAGAUCCCUUGCUCCGAAUCCUGCGCCGCCAUCUGAUGAGGCGCAUUCGUCGCUCGUCGCGCUCGUCACGACUAAUGGUGAGCUCUUGGUUGCCAACCUUAAGGCGGGAAACCUAGUUUCGGGGCCGAAUGGCAAUGUCUUGAAGACUGGGGUGAGCUCCGUUUGCUGGAGUAACAAGGGAAAGCAACUCGUUGCGGGACUUGCUGAUGGAACCGGUUACCAAAUGACCCCAGAUGGUACCCAGAAAGACUUGGUACCACGUCCUUCUGAUCUAGAGGGGAACUGCCAUGUGUCCUCUAUUGCUUGGUUAGAGAACGACAUAUUUUUGAUGGUGUAUACGCCGAAUGAUGCCGAGGAUGAAUCCGGUCAAACGCCGUCAUCUUCUUAUUACGUUAUCACAAGAAGAAAACAGACACCGUUUCUGAUCCAAAAGCUGCCUGAAUUAUGCAUACCUUUUGGAGUCAAACGCGCCCCGGCUUACCAGUUUAUUGCACGUCUCAGAGAUUAUAAGCCACAUUUGAAGGAUGUUCUAAUUGUCUCUUCUACUGCGUCGACCGACGUUGGCCUUGUGACGAGGUCGGAGCAACCAUUGGCAAGUGAUGAUGCAGCCAAGGCCACGAUAAAUUUGUUCGCCACGACCGAACUUAAUGAUGACACAAAAAGGGCUUCUCCUCCCCUUACAGACUCCGGUGAGGAGACUUCAGUGAUUGGUUUGGGAAUCGACCUGAGCAGCACAGAAAUUGUUGUCUCUCCCAUAGCAGGCGAAGAUAUUUCUGAAAGCUCAACUCCCUUGCCGAACCUAUUGCUUCUCAACAAUGAAGGUAUCCUCUGCUCAUGGUGGUUCAUAUACUCCGAGUCUAUUCGUCAGAAACUUCCAUAUCAUGGCUUGGCCUCCGUAGCCCAGCCCCAGCCCCAGCCCCAGCAGCAGGCGCAACCGCAGCCGCCCAAACAGCCAGCGUUUGGACAAUCCGGUUUCGGCAGUCCAUCUGCACUGGGGGCACCUUCUCCGUUUGGAAAACCCUCUGCCGCACCGGCUUUAGGAAGCCGCUCACAACCUAUAUUUGGGACACCUUCAUUUGCUGCCCCGUCCCAGAUAGGAUCCCAGGCGGGACAUUCCUUCGGCACUCCGAGUGCAAUAAACCGUGGGUCCCUCCAUUUUUGUAAACCUAGCUUCGGAUCUAUGGACGCAUCGACCUUUGGGCAACCUUUGGCCACACCUGGGACGGGAUCUCCUUCCUUCUCGCUCGGAACUCCGGGUGCUACAUCUGGAGGCGGCUUCGGUUCAUUUGCUAGUACGGGAGGUUUUGCUGGGCUUGCAGCAUCCAAGCCACCGGGGGAAUCGCCCUUCGGGAAGAAGGCUGGAGAAAGCCCUUUCUCGAAGCCUUCCGGUCCAUCGGUGUUUGGUAGCCAAGCUGAUACAAGCACAGCUUUUGGUUCUCAGAAAACAGAACCGGCAAAGAGCCCGUUCGGUCUUCCCACUGGUGGGUUCAAAUUAGAACCCUCGUUUAAGGGCGACGGAACUGCUGUCAAUGAUGGCCCCAAACCGGAGAAACCUUCCGGCGGGCUAUUUGGUUCUUUCGAUGAGAUGGUUUCCACGCCUACUAAAGCCAGCCCGCCUAUAGAAUCCAUGGACGAUAUGGAAGAUGAACCCACCACCACCCAGCAGGAGAAACCAGAGGCCAAGCAGCCAGCGCCCUCAUUGUUUGGAGCGCCGACCAAAUUUAACACACCUGCACCUUCGUCGCUCUUCGGUACUUCCAACCAACCUCAACAGCCCUUUGGCGCAGCCCAGACGAACAAAUCUCCGUUCUCAAUCCUCGGCAAUUCUGAUAAGCAAGCAUCGACCCCUCUGUCUCCACCAUCAGACAAAACACCCGUUGCCAGCCCACCCUUGAAAAAGGAAGAUCUUGCUGAUGAUCAGAAGACUCCUGGUGCUUCAGAAGAGCCACCACUGCCUCCCGACCCAACGAGCAAGGUCUCCUAUGGACCUGGUGACACUUCCGCGUCCUCCAACGUUUCUAAGAGCUCCAUCGAUGACGCACCUCUUCCUCCUGACUUCACUACACAACCAAAGUCCAUUCUGCAGGAUGACAGGGAAGAGCCACCGCUGCCUCCUGACUUUACUUUGAAGAGCAAGGAAGACGCUCUCGAGGAAGCUAAACCUGAAGAGGCACCACUUCCUCCUGAUUUCACUGCAGCAAAGCCGUCGCCCACUCCUGCAGAUGUCCCGGGCCCUGUCCCUGAUGACUCAGAAGCAGAAGCAGAAGAAUCCGAGAAGGAAUAUAGUGAUGAGGCAGAAGAGUCUGAUUUCGCUGAUAGUGGUGAGGAUGUUGAAGAUGAAGCUGAGGAACAGGAGGAAGAAUCUGAGGCGGAAACUCCGGAGAUAUCACCAGAAAGUUCGUUUGGGACUGGGUUUUCUAACAAAACUUCAGCUGGUGGGUUAUUCACGGGAUUAUCCCAACCUAGUCAGACUUCGAAUCAACCGCCACGGCAAUUAUUUGGAGAGGUUCGAAAACCUUUCCUACCUCCAGCGCCCUCGGCAAAUCGCGAGUUCCCAAGGUCGCCUAGUCCAGUACGAAAUGGCGCCCCAAAGAGUGUGUUCAAGUCGCAAGCUCCAGGCAGCACCCUUGCUGCACGUAAGGCGUCUCUCGGUGAUUUAGCGAAACGUGAAAAUCAAUUCCGACAGCCUUCGGCACAGGCUAUUGAGGAAGCACAAGCUCAACAGAAACUCCAAGCGCAGCGACAACAGGAAGAGACACUGUCACUCUCCGACGAUGACGAAGACGAAAGGCUUCGUGCCGACCUUGCUCGGCCCGUAGAACCCGUGCCUACCCUCGAUCCUUUCCUCCCUCAUCAAGACUACACUGGCCAGACGAGUAAGCCAGGUAUCCCCGGCCAAAUUGAAAGGCUAUACCGGGAUAUCAACUCUAUGGUAGAUACACUAGGCAUCAACGCACGGUCCUUGACCGCUUUUCUUAUGUACCAACAAUCAUCCAGUAAUUCAGACUGGGUCAGUGUGUUGCAGGGUGACCACCCAGCAGAUCUUCUGGACGAGAAGCUACGUCUUUCUGAAAUCGAGCAGCUUGAUGAUGCCCUAGUCAUGCUUGCCGGCGAGCUUGAGAAACAACGAGUCCAAGGGGUGGAGAAGAAACUCGAGGACUGUCGAGAACUAUUGAGCAAAGAUAUACUCACACUGCGAGGCCAAUGUGCUAGUAUUCGGAAGACACUGGAUGCCCACACGGACUCCGCUGCAAUCGUUUCCGCGCCACUGUCGUCAGAACAAGCAAGUCUUCAACAGGAUCUUCGGACAGCGUCUACCGAGAUACAGGCAAGACUAGCAGAUUUGGAGUCCGCCGUUUCUCUCCUACGAGCCAAGAUUGCCGAGGCCCCUCGCUCUGACAGUGCCUCACGCCAAUCCGUUAAACGGCCGACAGUCGAAGCGGUCACAUCAACCAUCUCUACUAUGAUGAACAUGGCUGAAAGCAAAAGCAGCGAUAUUGAUUUUCUGGAAGUACAGUUGAAGAAGCUGGGUAUUGACACGACUGCAUCGCCAGCAAGCCGUGAGGGGUCGCCAUUUACAACUCCUAAAAAGUCUGUGGGAAGACUCCCUACAACGCCAGGGUCGCGGGGCUCUCUUGAUGGUCCCCUCAGUUCAUACCACACACCAGACUCCGCUGCUCGCUUCCGCUCUAGCAUCAAUGGGUCAGCGCGCGCUAGCCGCCUCCGAAGCGUGGAAGGCGUUGGCGAUCUUGUCAGCAAAGAAGAGAGUGCGCAAUGGAAGGCAAAGGUGCAACGCAGGCAACAUAUUGUUGGAAACCUGAAGAAGGCAAUUGGUGAGAAGAAGUCGAAGGUUAGGAGUGUUGGUGACCUGUAGAGGUGCAUGUUUGAAAUCUGUUUUGUCUUUGAUUCAUGAUAUGAACAAUCCUAAAAAUAGCGGGAUAUGGGCGUGGGGAGCAAUUGGCUAUUUUCUCUGUACAUAGCAUUAGUCGCUGUUUGAUUGGCAUAUCGGUCUGGAUAUUGACCCGCUACUGAUGUUUCAUUAAUGAUGUGAUAUCUUUACAAUAACCUCAUACUACCACUAUUGACAUUUGAUCUAACUAGGGUGGGGAACUGCGGCCUUGAUGACUGAGGCGCUGGCACUGACAUCAUCGCCCGCAAGGUGACAUGAUUUCAUCAAAACAAUUGUU